UAAGAACUGUCUGUGUUUACAUCUAAUGUAAAAAUCAGUGGGAAAUGCGUUACGUACAGGUGCAACUUACCUGUACGCUUCGAAAAGUUACGUGAAAAUAUGUAAUAUCACUGGUCUGCAUACUGUUUCUGCUUUGAAAAGAAUUCUGCAUAAUAAAAUGUUGUCAGUUGUUUUUGCCUAUUUUGAGGAACAGCAAUGUUUACAAGAUGUUAAGCCUAUCUGUGUAAGCAGUAAUAAGAUCAAAAAUGACUUUUGAAACUUACUUUAAUUACGUGAGGUUUAAUUUUGUAUUUCAGAUGGCAUCCAAAAUAUUUUGGCUCCUUUUGGUUGUAAUACUCAGUAUUUCAACUUUUGGCUUCUGGAUUUGCAGUAUCCUAAUUAUUUCUUUUAUGACUACAUUCACAGGGUUCGUAGUUACAUCAUACUAUGAAAAAAAUAGACGAAUAUAUAUAAAUUUUAAUUCUGCACGCCAGAAACCAAAAAGAAGACCGCUUCCUAUUCUUGGUAUACCUAAAGUUGUUGCUCAAAUGAGUUCUUCAUUUGGAUGUCUAAAGUAUGAUCAGCGCCUUACUGGAUCAAAUGAAAUUGAUGAGCCAUUGCGAGAGAUCAUCAUAUAUAUUUUGCGAGAUUUUAUACAAUCAUGGUAUAAAAGUGUUUCAUCAAAGGAAGAUUUCCUCAUUGAUCUGAAUGAAAUGUGUAGAAGAAUGAUAAAUAAUUUUUCCAACAAUGCCAAGCAAGUAAAUUGGCUUUCAUUCUUUACUCAAGGAGUUGUUGAAGAAUUUACUUCACAUCUCAGGUUAUAUCGCCAUGCUGAGUUAAUAGUAAAAAAGAAGCAAAAAGAAAAACUUAGUAACCCUCCAAGUAUCGAAUCAGUAUUCUUUGAUUUAGAAACUAAUGCAGAGGGCAGUAUAUGUAGAGAGAAUGUUUGCACUUCCAGUGAAAGUGAAAUAGCUUAUCUGAGAUAUAUUAGUGAUGUUGUUUUGUAUCUGUUGCUUCCACCUGAUGAUUUCAAUAACAGAGUGCUAAAGCAAUGCUUAAGAGAAGUGUUGUUGUGUUCAGUACUACAACCAUUAAUUUCUCAGUUUUCUGACCCUGAUGUGAUAAAUCAAAAUUUGAUUUGGAUGUGCAAAGAUCAUCCGCUCUCAAGCAAAUCCUUGCUAAGUGUCUUAAGGCGAACAGAUAAUAAUGAAGAACUAAAUUCAUUUUUUCAAAUUUGUAAGCAUGAGCUCAAAGUACAGAAUGCUAAAGAUACUGGGGAUAAAGAUGAGAUGAAGAAGUACAUGAGAAGUAUUAUGUUUGUUCAAAAUAUUGCACGCCAGCGGUACGACAAACUUGUAGGUCUUUCUAAAGCUGUUGAUACAGAUUUUGCUGAAUUUUAUUUAGAGCGUGAUUGUACAGAUUCACUUCACUUAGGAAACAGUGCAAAACUUGUUUCACUUCCAUUCGAUGUGAUUCUCAAUAAUAAUAUUGCCUUACAUUAUUUUACUCAAUACCUGAUUAGUAUAGAAGCUGAAGGUUAUGUAUUUUUGUAUCAUAAUAUAGAAAGCUUUCGUACUACAGUUGGACUACUAGCGGAAGAUGUUUUACCAGAUCAACAAUCAAUCAAUGAAAAAUUAAGAGAUUUAGCUCUCCAAAUAUUCGACACCCAUCUAGGAGCUAAUGCAACUUCUAGAGUUAAUUUGGAUGAAACUCUACUCAGGAAACUUUUAUCUCGAUUGAAGACUGAAACCAUAGCUGAAACAUGUUUCGAUGAAGUACAGGAAAAGGUUUACGAAAUUUUAGAGAACGAAUUCUAUCUAACUGGCUUUAAAGACUCGAAGCAGUAUGUCAAACUUUUAGCUGAAUUGGAUUUACUUCAUGAUUUAAACUCAAGUAGUGAUAUUGAUAGUUUAUCAUCAUCUAAAUCUGAAGAAGAAGAAAAAUUUAACUGUGAUACUGUGGUACCUACUGACGAGGAAAUGUUAAAUGAACUUCUGGCUGUAGAAAUUUCUCCUGAAGAUUUUGAUUUUCCAGAUAUUUCCUCUGGCCCAUUAUUAGAAGAAGCAAAAGAAAUUGGUACAUUAUAUGCUGAAGUGCAUAGCACAGGAAUUACUCAUCAUGCUGGGAGAACUUUUGCUGUUUAUGCAAUAUCUGUUUGUCAUCAACGGAUUGAUGGUCCUGAAGAAAAGUGGUUUGUCAUUCGCCGCUACAGUGAAUUCUAUGAUUUCCAUGAAUUACUUGUGUCUAAGUAUCCAGUUUUAGCUUCUUACAAUUUUCCACCAAAGAAACCUUUCAAUAAUUUAAGUCGUCAGCUUAUGGAGAAAAGACGACAUAUGUUGAAUGGUUUUAUUCAGUUUUUGUUUUCACCUGAAAUGCUUGCUGUAUGUGAUGGUCUAAAUCUUCUGGUUUAUAAUUUCCUUCAACCUAAUGUGUCUGAAAACAAAAAGAAGUCUUUUAUAAGAUCAGUUGUGAAUCCUUUCAAAACAUCUGUUAAAACAGUUAGCCAAAUAGUAAAAAUGGUGCCUGAUACAUUUUUUGAGUUAAAAGGUGGUCUUGUUAGAAACAUUUUCAGAAAUAGUGAAAUUGAUUCGUGUGAUGUUCCUGAUGGAAAAUUUUUGCCUUUUAAAAAUUCUAGGCCAGAGGAUAUUCCAUUUAGAAUAAUCCUUUUGUUGAUGGAUGAAGUUUUUAAUUUAAGGAAUAAAGAUCUUUGGUUCCGUAGACGAAUAAUGGCUUUGCUUCGACAAAUCAUCAAAACUAUGCAAGGGGGUGCUAUAAAUAGAAAAAUAAAAGAAUACAUACGAGGUCUGACAAGUGUCACUCAAAUAGCAGAGUGGUUAAAAAUUUUUUGUGCUAGUGUUUGGCCUGAUGGGGUGUUGGCUGGACCAUCACCAGAAAGAGACCAAAAUACAAAGUUAAGAACAUGCAUUGCUGCAAAGACAUUGCUUUUCAGUGCUAUCCCUGAUGAAUUGAAACAUAUAAUUGGGUAUGAAACAUCAUUUAAAGGUGCCAUGCUUAUUUUCAACAUGUUUCAAUAUCCAUCACUGAAUCGCCGUUUACUUUUUGUAUUGCUUGAAAACUUCCUUAUUGUGCUGUUUCCAGAAAAUAAAAUGCCAGAAUUAUUUGAAAAAUUGCACUUGCCAUCUGCUAGGCUCAAGAAAGUGUAUACUGCUUCAGUAGAUAAAAUUAAUAGAGAUCAGCAAAUUGCUCAAGAUAUUUCAAAAGUGAUUGAGUCUAAUCCAGAUGAAAACUUUGAAACUAAACUGAAUGAAAUCAAGGAUAAGCCUAGUGUUAAAGUACGUAAAGAGCCAAAGAAUAAGCUGAGUUUCCAGUGCCUUUCUCAGCAGAAUUCGCUUCCUAGUCCAAAGCCAAAGAGAAGGAAGAAGUCUGUAGAAAAAGCUAUUUUUUACACUGAAUUACCUGAAAAUGAGGAUGCAGUUAUUCUACCCAUGAGUAGAUGACAACCAAUUCCAGAUGACUGGCUUUUUUAUUUGUAUUCAUUAAAGCCUGUAUUAUUUUUAAUUAUAUUACUAUGCCAUUAUCUAUGUUUUUAUGGACAAUUUAAUGUUUAUUUUCCAUUUAAUGGCAUUCCUAUUUUUAUAUACUUUUAAAACUAUAUUAUCAGGGAAUGAUUUCAAUUGAGAAAUGUAAUUUAUAUUUAAGUCAAUCCAUUUUUGAAAUUUUUCCAAUGGAAGAUACUCUUGUUAUUCCUUCAUUGUUCUUUUGAUUUAUCCGUUUUACUGUUAUUUGGUUAUUUAAUUUAUUAUGAUUAUUAUUAAUUAUUUAAUAUAUUUUUUUUAAAUAUGUUUGCCUGCUGUGUUUUAAAUGCUAGUCAAAAAAGGGAGAAAACUGGAAAUAUGAUUUACAGUGAAAAAGUUAAUAAUAAUCGAAAGAAAAUUGAAAUUAAUCAUAAAAAGCCAUAAAAUAUUAAAUUUUAGCUAAAAUAUGUUAGUCAAGUGUAACAUAAUUUUGAGGACUUAAAAAUUUCUUCCAUUUAAGCUUAUGAAAUAAUCUGAAUCAUUGAUUAUUUGUUCAAGUUAGAGUGUAUUGAAAUGUUUUUGCUUAAGCUGAAUCAUAAAUCUUAUGCUAUAUUUACAUUAUAUAUAUAUAUAUAUUAUCAGUAUAAUAAUUAUUAUAUAUGUAAGCAUGGUUUUAAAAAUUUUCUUUUUAAUUUUUAACUGACUAUUAUGUUUAUAUAUACAUAAAAACUUAAAGCAUCUAAAGCAAAUA
This is a messenger RNA of Stegodyphus dumicola, 4206 nucleotides long. RefSeq names its product sorting nexin-13-like. NCBI's taxonomy places the organism in Eukaryota, Metazoa, Arthropoda, Arachnida, Araneae, Eresidae. Gene Ontology annotation, cellular component: early endosome. Gene Ontology annotation, molecular function: phosphatidylinositol binding. The record is from RefSeq and is a predicted model, not a curated record.